UUCGAUGUGGGACGGAAAGUGGUUUCUGCUCGGGUGUUUGCCGUGUCAUCAGUAGAUUUGCGUUUUUGGAUCGUACAUUAAUUUACAGUGAAAAUAAGUGAUUAGCUACACAAUUACAGAAAGUGAUAGUGCCAAUCGCUAAAACAGCUUUCGCAUUUUCAUCACCUCUUUGGCGAGAUAGUGCUUUAAUUAUUAAAGUACAACGUCUUCUAGUGUAAUCGCAGUGUGUUUAUCUCUGUCAACAGCAGGGAUUGUCGGAACAUAAGAUACAACAGACCGUGCAUUUUAGUGUAUUGACAAUCAAACAUUUAAACCGAAUCGUUCGGAAACCAUUUCGGUAGGCAGAUUCGGGACAGAUUUUCUUACAAAUACAUAAAGUGAACAGUGAAGUUUCAAGCGCAGUGUAGGAUUUAAUUGUGAAUGAAGAGAACCAGAAACCCCUUAAAUUGGAUAAUUUGCUCUUGCAGUUCGUAACAGUAUCAGUGCUUUAUUUUUUGAAACUGCAUCAACGUUGGAGUGUAUGAUAUUGACGAAACAUAAACAUAGCAGAAACCGAUCCAAAGCGCAGACACUUCGGCCUCGGUGAUACGACGGCAAACUCCUGUGAACCAUUUUCGGCAUCCCACCAAAAGAAAGGGUCAAUCCCUUGAAAACCAAAAUAAAGUGCAAACAAAUAACGCCAGUGGAACAAGUGUAGAAAAUCUUUUUAGAAACCGGUAAAAAUUAAACGCAUGCGGAUGUGAGGAAAAGUUCUGGUUGAAAUUGAAGGCAAAGCAAGCUUUGUUUUAAUAAGAAGUUUGAAGUGCGCUAGAAAUUGAGAUACCGACAACACCUGAAACGCAAAACUGAAAGGAUAGUCAAACUUUAGUCAGAAAGGUUCUGCCGUUCGUGUGAAGCGGGCACUAAAUUUGACCGAAGUGAAAAAGCAGUGAAAAUCUACAGUGUUUUGAGUUUGCUGUUCUUCUUUUAAAUUUUAGUUUGAAAGUUGAGUGCUUUUGUUUCGUGAAAAGAUUCCUUGAACGAAGGACGAAUAUAACCGUGAUCGUGUGAUAUCAGUGGAUUUCCUGGUCCGGCAAAAUAAGCUCGCCGUUGACUUACUGGGCUAGAGCAAUAAAUCGAGAGUUAUAAAUUGCCAGUUUGCUGCCGCUUGUCUAACGUACACAUACGAAAAGGGAAGAAGGGGAUAGAACUUGUCCUUUUCGAUAUCUUUCUCUCGAGCUGUGCAGAGCAGCUGGGUCUGCUCACGGCAAAAUUGCAUACCUGCUAGACUUGUUAGUCCGGAGACAGAAUGGAGCGUGAAUCGAAUCCAAUGCAGCCGAUGUGUAGAUCAGGUUGUGGAUUCUACGGUAAUCCAGCACAGGACGGAUUAUGUUCAGUAUGCUAUAAGGACUCGUUAAGAAAAAAGCAGCAACCGCCAGUCAGUAGCACGCCAGUAUCUUCCAAUGCGCCACCGCCUCCGUCGGCCGUUUCUCCCGCUUCCUCCACCAACAUUGGCACCGUCGUCACGUCGCAGAGCUUUGCCAGCACAGCAGCCGCUGCAGCGGCUUCAGUGUCCGCAGUAACGAGCGCCACCUCAAUCUCAUCGCUCACAGUGACAAACACCGCACAACCUACAGUCCAGAGUGUGCUCUUUAGUACCGAAAAUAAGGAUAAAAUCGAUGACGAUAGUGGAACAAGCUGCAGUGGCGCAUCUAGUAAUCACUCCGAUGCCAGCGACGACAAAGACGGUGAUAAAGACGGUAAAAAGAAGAAGAACCGAUGUGUGACUUGCCGCAAAAAAGUUGGACUGACUGGCUUCGAGUGCCGAUGUGGUGGUCUUUUCUGCGCGAUACAUCGAUACAGUGAUAAGCACGACUGCUCGUUCGACUAUCGGGAGCUCGGCGCGGCGGAAAUUAGACGUAACAACCCGGUCGUAGUCGGAGAAAAGAUUCAGAAAAUUUGAACACUCGUGCCAUAUAUUAUCUGUCUAAUAUACAUCUAAUUCAAUUUAAUCUUAAUGAGAUAUAAAUAAUAUUAAAGGAGUCGAAAAGGAAAGUAAACAACUAAAUCAGACCCACACAGCAAAACAUGCAGAACCCUUAUACAUAUUACUACAAUAAUGAAAAGUUAAUACAAGCAAACAAUUAAUGCUAGUAAUUAUAUAUUUCAUACAUUUAAUGUAAUCGAAAAUGCUGAAGAAAGAGAUAUCCAUGUAUAUCAUUUCAGAGCAUUAAAUUCACAUCCACGGAAAAUGAUAUCGGAUUAAUGCACACACAAGUGUACAAACGAAUCGCGUAAUAAUCGCGUGUGCUCGUGCAUCUGUGCGUGUAUCCCAUUGGAAAUGUGUAUAAGGAUACUAUUUGCUGCAAUGUACUAUUUCCGUAUUUUCGAUAUUUUUUGUAUAGAUCCCCCUACUUCCCUUCAUUCUUAUGUAUAAAGUCAACCUCCUCACCCUCCAACUUCUAAUUUGCCUUGUUUUUUUUGCAAACUACAACAGGUUAGGAUAAAAAUACAAACCGCUAUCACCUACUACUACCUAGAAAUAAAGCAGAGAAGAAUCGAAAGAAAAAAACAAUGUUUAGCGAGUAUGUACUUUUUUGAUUAGGCGUGGUAGAGAUUAGGUGUUUGCUAUAUGCUGACGGAGCGACAAAACUUCUUCAGUCGCGAAAGGAAUAAAGAAACAAGCGUGUGUAUGGUAUGUACUAAUAGGUCUAUAUUAUAGGUAGGAUUCGAGCGAAACAGACGGAAAAGGAAAAGUUCAAUCCAGUCAUAGAAAACAGCAAGACAAACGUCUAAAUAAACUAACUACGAAAAGUAACUAAUCGUGUUUCUGGGCUCAGAACACAAACUGAAGAAGUAUAUUUUAGUAACAAAACAAAAAAUGAAAAAAUAAAAAAAUAUAAAUAAAAACGCAAAAACCACUGGCAGAUUUGGGUGAAACCAGACGUUUUCACGUGUAUAAAGAAAAGUGCGAAAAAGAUAUUUUUCAUUUAUAUUAAUUUUGUUUUUAUAAGUACAUCUAGUACAGCAUGGAGUUUUAAGAAUAUUGCAGAAACUUAUAAACCAUACUGUGUAAUCGCAGCAAUAUUUCAUAUGUUUUAAAGAUUGUAUCACAACUUUCUGAAUAUUGUUUAUUCAGUAACUGCUACAGUAUAUAUAGCGAAAAAAUGUUCUCUUGUACACGAUGCAAUCAUUACACCUUUCCCACGCUGGUUACAGCCUGCUCGAUUAGAAAGAGGGUGCCACCACGUUUGAAGCAGUGGACUAAUCAUAUCUUUAUUCUUUGGUAACGUGUAAUGCAUAACAUCCACUGGUCAUUCGGAUUAGUAGAAUAAACGCAAAUGAACGGCUGGAAAAGUGUAAAAGUUCUAGUCUUUGCGGUGUAAACUGAUAUUCACUUUGAGCCUUUCUGUUUCCGAAAACCGAUCUCAUUAUAAGACGGUUGGUCGAGCUGGUGACCUUUAUUCCCAUUAUUAUUCUUAUUCAUCACUAUAAUCGUGUAAUUCCGUACUGCUUUCUGUUGGAAUAGAUGAGUUGCUCUCGGCUUUUGCAGCGCUUAUAACGUGUUCUGUAUUAAAAUGAACGUGUAAAAAAUGGUUUCAAUUACUAUUGAUAAUGUUUCCAUUUUUUGCGGACGCUACCAAUUUAAAAAAGACAUGAAAUGAGCUAAAGAUAACAUAAAAUUUUAAUCACGUGGAGUGCCUAGAGAAAACAAAAAAAUGAGGUUUUAGUGCAAUUAUUUUACGUUUUUUUCUCUCACAUUUAUUGUUGUUCUCUGAAAGCUCCUAUUUUCUGUCAUCUUAACUGUUUUCAGUUAGCGUAUUGGACGCUCGUAUUAAUUUCGUCCACUGCAAUCCUCAACGUCCCACGAUGGCAAACAUCCUCGAAUGCUUAUUUUGCUUCUGAGAAUUAUCUAGAACAAUUCUCAUUGUAUAAAUUCUGCUACGAAAUAGCUUACCUAACGUCGGUUCUAUCGUGAAAAGUUGUUUAGCGCUUUAGCUAACUGAAGCAAGAAACAAAUAGCAAUGUUCUAGGAAAGUACUAGUGAUGAUUUGUUUCUCUAAUCUGUUUACCUAUUUUCUGUUUUUUGUUUUAUAUUCUUUUUGUAAUAACGCAGUUUGAGGCCUGUUUGUUCUUUUUGGUCACUGUUGAUAUGCCUUCUGUUUGCAUAUUUUUUACUAUCUUCUAGGAUAAUCCUAGUCCUGGAGGAUCUUUUGUACAGUUGCUAAUUGAUUCUGCUUUACUAGAGGCAAUCAGAAGGGAAAAUCCCGUAUACACCCUAUACGUUAGAAAUUGAGACACCCACGCACACUUUCACUGCGGUGGCACUUUUACAACAGCAAGAAAAAAAAAUUAAAUACCUUACAAAAUUAAAUGAAAAAAAAAAUCAAAAAACACGUUUUCUCUUGUUUGUUUUUAGUUAGCUUUAAAUUUCUGGAUGUGGAGUUUAUUCUAAUUAUUGAUAUAUUAUCACCAAGAAGAACGCUUCAACAGAGCGAAAUAUACUGAAUUCAAUUUGUAAUCUUAUUACAUUCAAACACAAAACAUAAAAACAACACUUCGCUAUUAAAAUUGUAUUUGCUAAAAAAGAUAUGUGUAUAAAAGAGGCAAAAUGUGAAAACUGCAAAUAUAAUCCCAGCUCUAAACAACAGCAACCUGUAGAGACUUAGCGGCAGAUGAAAAAAGUGUGAAAUGCUAACUGACAUGUAGUAGUCUUUUGCGUUUUGUUCUGAAUGAAAAUAAAGUACGUAUCGAAACAGAAAUCAUUAAAGCAGUCGAACUGAAAGAAAAACAACUCAACUACCCACUUCACACCAUAGUCCGAUAACUCGUUUGUCUAUCUUUUUUCUCGUUGAUAACUGUUAAUCGGGCUACAAUCUGCUAAGCAACAGAGUUCUGUAAUUGGAAAAUGACAAGCGAAGGCAGCACAUUUGUCUGUCAAAUAAAAGAGAUUGUAACUGAAACAGCAAAAGUCGAGAAACAAGAGAUCACGAAAUAAGGAAAGAGAAGAAACACAAAAAAUACAACAGCAGAUUAUAUAGCUAUAACUUUCGUUCAAUUACACGAUAAUUGUUUUUAAAUCAAUUGAAUUAAUUCAAGCGAAAAAUAUAC
Molecule: messenger RNA, 5091 nt
Organism: Sabethes cyaneus
Lineage: Eukaryota; Metazoa; Arthropoda; Insecta; Diptera; Culicidae
Gene: drn
Product: AN1-type zinc finger protein 6
Exons: 7
Coding region: 1289-1942 (217 amino acids)
Molecular function (GO): zinc ion binding; DNA binding
Source: RefSeq, a predicted model, not a curated record